AUGCUCCCUGCAUUUCAUGCCCAAUCUGGUUUUCUUUCAGUGGAUGGCUGCAUUGACUGGUCAGUGGAUCUCAAGACAUAUAUGGCUUUGGCAGGAGAACCAGUACGAGUGAAAUGUGCCCUUUUCUACAGUUAUAUUCGUACCAACUAUAGCAUGGCCCAGAGCACUGGGCUCAGGCUUAUGUGGUACAAAAACAAAGGUGAUUUGGAAGAGCCCAUCAUCUUUUCAGAGGUCAGGAUGAGCAAAGAAGAAGAUUCAAUAUGGUUUCACUCAGCUGAGGCACAAGACAGUGGAUUCUACACUUGUGUUUUAAGAAACUCGACGUAUUGCAUGAAGGUGUCAAUGUCCUUGACUGUUGCAGAGAAUGAAUCAGGCCUGUGCUACAAUAGCAGAAUACGCUAUUUAGAAAAAUCUGAAGUCACUAAAAGAAAGGAGAUCUCCUGCCCAGACAUGGAUGACUUUAAAAAGUCCGAUCAGGAGCCUGAUGUUGUGUGGUACAAGGAAUGUAAGCCCAAAAUGUGGAGAAGUAUAAUAAUACAGAAGGGAAAUGCUCUGCUAAUCCAAGAAGUUCAAGAAGAAGAUGGAGGAAAUUACACUUGCGAACUUAAAUAUGAAGGAAAACUUGUAAGACGAACAACUGAAUUGAAGGUUACAGCUUUACUCACAGACAAACCUCCCAAGCCAUUGUUCCCCAUGGAGAAUAAGCCAAGUGUUAUAGAUGUCCAGCUGGGUAAACCUCUGAACAUCCCUUGCAAAGCAUUCUUUGGAUUCAGUGGAGAGUCCGGACCAAUGAUCUACUGGAUGAAAGGGGAGAAGUUUAUUGAAGAACUAGCAGGUCACAUUAGAGAAGGUGAAAUAAGGCUCCUCAAAGAGCAUCUUGGAGAAAAAGAAGUGGAAUUGACACUCAUCUUUGAUUCAGUGGUGGAGGCUGACCUGGCAAAUUAUACCUGCCAUGUGGAAAACCGAAAUGGACGGAAACAUGCCAGUGUUCUGCUGCGUAAAAAGGAUUUAAUCUACAAAAUUGAACUUGCAGGAGGUCUGGGAGCAAUCUUCCUCCUCCUUGUACUUCUUGUGAUCAUCUACAAAUGCUACAAUAUUGAACUGAUGCUCUUCUACCGACAGCAUUUUGGAGGUGAUGAAACUACCAAUGACAACAAGGAAUAUGAUGCCUAUCUGUCUUACACAAAAGUGGACCAAGAUACUUUAGAGUGUGACAAUCCUGAAGAAGAGCAGUUUGCUCUUGAAAUACUGCCAGAUGUCCUGGAAAAACACUAUGGAUAUAAACUCUUCAUCCCAGAAAGGGACCUGAUUCCAAGUGGAACAUACAUUGAAGAUCUCACAAGAUGUGUUGAGCAAAGCAGAAGACUUAUUAUCCUGCUAACUCCAGACUAUAUUCUCAGACGAGGAUGGAGUAUUUUUGAGUUGGAAAGCAGACUCCAUAACAUGCUAGUCAGUGGAGAAAUCAAAGUGAUUCUGAUUGAGUGUACAGAAUUAAAAGAAAAGGUGAAUUGCCAGGAAGUGGAAUCACUAAAGCGCAACAUUAAACUUUUGUCCUUGAUCAAGUGGAAGGGACCCAAAAGCAGCAAAUUAAAUUCUAAGUUUUGGAAGCAAUUAGUAUAUGAAAUGCCCAUCAAGAAAAAAGAAAUGCUUUCUCGGUGCCAUGUUCUGGACUCUGCAGAGCAAGGACUUUUUGGAGAACUCCAGCCUAUUCCCUCUAUUGCCAUGACCAGUACCUCGGCUUCUCUGGUGUCAUCUCAAGCUGAUCUCCCUGAUUUCCACCAUUCAGAUUCAAUGCAAAUGAGACACUGUUGCAGAGGUUAUAAACACGAGAUGCCAACCACCACCUUGCCAGUACCUUCCUUAGGCAACCACCACACUUAUUGCAACCUGCCUCUGGCACUACUCAAUGGACAGCUACCCCUUAAGAAUACCCUGAAAGAUACCCAAGAAUUUCAUAGGAACAGUUCCCUGCUACCUUUAUCAUCCAAAGAGCUUAGCUUUACCAGUGAUAUUUGGUAGUAAAAACGCUGAAGUCCUCUGAACAGCUAAUGUGAGCACACAAUUUCUGCUUUGCCAAGCAUAAAGUACACCUAAUAACAUUGAGGUGCUGAAUAAGUGUUCAAAGUAAAAGGCACAGAAUCCCUUUUGUACUUAAAAUUUUUGUUUACAUUUCCAGAAUAGUGGGGGGUGGGGAGAGGAAGGACCUGCUUUUGUAGUAUAGUACCUUGUUUCAAUGAGUGGUUUUGAUUUCUUCCUGAAAGUAAAAAGUUAAAUAUCCUUUUCUUUAAGAGUAGGUUUUUUUUAACAACUUUUGGACUGAAAACUUAGAUGAGGUAUCUUCCACAUAUUUAUAAGUAUUUCAGUAUUUACAUGGCUUUUGAAAUAAGAAAAACUUAAAGACUUGAAUUGAAUUUGAAAAUUCAGAACUAAGUUUAAGCAGAAAAGAGAACUUCUACAGAAUAACUAAAAAAUCGGGAGUUAUCAAGAAAGAAGUGUUGAAGCACCCCAAUUAAGAAGAUUCUUUGUAGAAGAAGAUCAGUUAAGAAAAAAUGUGAUUGAAAUGUUUAGAACUUCUUCAAUGUACUGGGCAACUUCUCUAGACUAAAUCAAUAGCUCAUAAUGACAGCUUAUAGUUGUAUAGGGAGCACAUCUUCUGUAAGCAAACUGGUGGGUAGGCAAACAAUAAGCAUUUCUUAAGCAAAUGAAUCGAGAGGCGGCUAGUUCUUUGAAGAUGAUUUUAAAGAACUUGUAUGGCUUUCUAGCCUAUGUCAAGUUUUACAAAUUUGAAAACACCUUUUAAGAUGCGUAUUUUAUUGUUUGCUAAUAAUUCACAUUUGGAUUUUUUUUCCAAAUGAUCUCUUGACCUACUUUUUAACAGCAUCACUGGAGUUUCAAUUUAAAUCAAUAUUGACUGCAAGUGUCAGCAGCAGAAAAGAAGUAAAACAACAAUACCAACAGAUGAAGUGCAAAAUUAUUCACGUUUACUAGUGGUAGAGCAGCAAUUGCAGUGAUUCUCAUCUGAAAUGUGGUUGUGAAACAGACUAUUCUGCACAUACACAAUAUCUUCUUCGCCAUGUGUGCACGGUUCCUGCAGAAGUAUCUCUAUUCCUGGUGCUUCAAAGAGUAUAUUUUAUAGACUAAACUUUUCCACCUUCACAUUAUGACUGUGACUGUACCACACCAGAAAAUCCCUGUAAAUGAUCUAAAAUAUUAUGAAUUUACUGUAAGGAUUGUACCCCUAUUCUAGUAUUUAUUGUGAAUUACUACAUUGUGUUAUUUCCAAUUACUCAGUUUGGGUGUGUUCUCUACCAGGAUGACUGAGGGGGGCAAUUUUUUAUCAAGGUUGAAUCUGAUACCUUGCAGAUGGUUCAUAAAUCAUGUUUUUGGACAAAUAUAUAUAAGAAAAGAUGUACACAAUGUGUAAAAAUUAAGAAUUUGCCCAACCCUUGUAAAUGUGAGACUCAAACAUGUAAGAGAAUAAUAGAUAAUGUGUUUUGAUUAUUUCUUUCAACCUUUUUACAUUAUUAAUUCCCUGUGAUCCAUGAACGUUUUGUUUAAAGCACUUGUUUCUCCAUUGCUUUUCUAUAUCCAGCUGCUCAGAAAAUGCAUUAUGCUUCAACAAUAUGUAAAAGCUUAGCAGUGAUACAUGUUCAUUUCAUUCUGAGACAAUUAGUUGCUUCUUUGAAAAGUCCUGUUCAACACACAUAGAUAUUUCAUAGAUGUAUUGUUUCUACUGAGAAAGGUGAUUUUGCUUCUGUAAAAAAUAUAGGUAUUUCAAAUAUGGAAAUUUGUCAAUUCCAAACUGUUUUCCAAGUGUUAUAAAGUUGUAUUUACUCUUCAGUGUCCUUUAAUGAUAUGGGUAAUUACUAAGUUAAUAACCUGCAUGAAAUGAGUAGUAUAUAUGUUUAAGUGACCAAUUGUACUUCUUAUUAUUUUGUUUUUCACAGAAACCUAGAUUAAUUCAAAUAGAAUUUUCAGUGGUAUUUUUAAACUAAUACUUCUAUAUUGAGCAUGCCAGUUCUGAAAAUAUAACAUGGGUCUCUCUGCUUCCUUUAUUUACAAUGAUUAAAC
Messenger RNA from Mustela lutreola (European mink), 4071 nucleotides. It is a transcript of the gene IL1RAPL2, whose product is annotated as interleukin 1 receptor accessory protein like 2. The transcript is spliced from 9 exons. Gene Ontology annotation, molecular function: interleukin-1, type II, blocking receptor activity. NCBI's taxonomy places the organism in Eukaryota, Metazoa, Chordata, Mammalia, Carnivora, Mustelidae. Gene Ontology annotation, biological process: signal transduction. Bases 1 to 2019 code for a protein of 672 amino acids. The record is from RefSeq and is a predicted model, not a curated record.